This is a messenger RNA of Menidia menidia (Atlantic silverside), 1658 nucleotides long. The record is from the annotation of a GenBank genome assembly. NCBI's taxonomy places the organism in Eukaryota, Metazoa, Chordata, Actinopteri, Atheriniformes, Atherinopsidae.
AUCCUGACACACUCUGCCAAGUCCCAAACAACUGAGAAGAGACGACUUGAAAUCAUCAUCCAGAGAUGGCAAAGAUUUUCAAGAAGACCAGUGGAAAUGGAGGGGUCGCUGACCCUCUACCUGGGAAAGAGGGACUACGUGGACCAUGUCGGCCAGGUUGACCGAGUUGAUGGCGUUGUGAAGGUGGACCCAACAGAUUUUGGAGACAAAAAAGCUUUUGUGCAGCUGGCCUGUGCCUUCCGUUACGGUACCGAGGAUCUGGAUUUCAUGGGCCUGUGCUUCCGGAAGGACAUCUGGAUCAACCAGAUCCAGAUCUACCCUGAUCCCAGCAAGCCUGAGCUGAGCGCCAUGCAUGACACUCUAAUGAAGAAGGCAGGAGAUAACUCAUACCCGUUCACUUUUGAGAUUCCAACAAAUCUUCCAUGCUCAGUGUCUCUGCAGCCUGGACCUGAUGAUAAAGGAAAGGCUUGUGGUGUUGACUUCGAAGUGAAGGUUUACCUUGCCAAGGAGAAAAACCCUGAGGAAAAAGUGGAAAAGAAGGACAGUGCUCGCCUCGUCAUCCGCAAAAUCCAGUAUGCGCCCAAUCAGGUGGGCGCCGGGCCCAAGGCAGACAUCUGCAAAAGCUUCAUGAUGUCCGACAAACCAGUUCACCUGGAAGCAUCGAUGGAAAAAGAUCUCUACUUUCAUGGAGAAUCCAUACCCAUCAAAAUCAAGAUCAAUAAUGAAAGCAACAAAGUGGUAAAGAAAAUAAGAAUCACUGUGGACCAAACCACAGACAUUGUCAUCUACGCAGCAGACAGAUACACCAAGACUGUUCUUUCCCAAGAGUUUGGAGAGACAGUCGACUCCAAUAGCACAUUCGAAAAGUCCCUGAGCAUUACACCCAAGCUGUCUGAAAACAAGGAGAAAAGGGGCCUGGCUCUGGAUGGACGGCUGAAGGACGAGGACACUAACUUGGCCUCCACCACCAUGCUGCGACCGGGUUUAGACAAAGAGGGGUUGGGUAUUCUGGUUACCUACAAGAUUAAAAUUAACCUGAUGGUGGCCGGAGGAGGCCUGCUUGGUGGCCUCACUUCCAGUGAUGUCUCAGUGGAGCUGCCACUUAGCCUGAUGAGCGCCAAGCCAGAAGAGUAAAGGCUCAACAUCACUAGAGGAAGUUACUCUGCAGGUUGAGAAGACACCAGCAGAAAGAUGAAAGACAACAAAGAGAAGAGACAAGAGAUGCAGAAGAAGGAGAAGAAGAAUGAGAAGAAGAACGAGAAAGUGACUGGUGUCCUCAAAAGAAAUUAUAAUAAGCGAAGUGACAACCUUAAUAACACAACCAGGAUAUAAGAUGCAAUGUCAAACACCUUGCAAAUUUUCCCUUUUUUUUGUGCUUGUUGUUUAUGUUUUUGUCGUCAAAGAAUUGUUAGCUGUAGAGAGCAAAGCUGAGUCCAACACAAGGCUCCUGUAGAACCAUACACAGAAGAGAAGAUAAGAUUUUUUUUGUCUCGUUUGACUGUACGGGAUGCAUAAAAUCAGAAAGCAGGUCAAGGCUCACAAAGGCCACAGUGUUUUCUAAUCUCUUAAUGGAGUAUUGCAUUUAAUUUACCAGAUUAUGGCUGUGAUUUGACUCAUAAAGUAUCCAAACGUACAUUAAAAUAAAUUUUGAAAACAAA